AUGAUUUCGAAUCCUAUGCUUGAAUCUGAUUAGAACAAUUAACAAACACGUAGUGGACAAUCAUAAGGAACAUAUUAAAUGGUAAAAUCUAAUUAAAUUGAAAUUUCUGUCAAAAAUAAACUUAUUGAAUAAGAAACAGAAUAUCCCAAAGUGCCAUAAUCAAGAAAAACAGAAAAAUUAUUUUGCACUAAAUGUAAUCAAGUAGUUGAAUCUGAUGUUCAAUAUGAAAUGGGUAGAUGUAGUUAUAUUGUAAUGAUUAUACUGAUUGCUGGUAUCAUUACAGCUAUAUUUGCCUUUCUUCCUUGUCUACUUGAUAAUUGUAAAGAUGCCUAACAUAGAUGUUCCAAAUGUACUAAACUUAUAGGUACCAAAUAAUUUAUGUGUGGAUGA
Molecule: messenger RNA, 390 nt
Organism: Paramecium primaurelia
Lineage: Eukaryota; Ciliophora; Oligohymenophorea; Peniculida; Parameciidae
Source: the annotation of a GenBank genome assembly